AUGGCCUCCUCCUCCAGCAUCGACAUCGAGGACGCGACCCAGCACCUGCGGGACAUCCUCAAGCUGGACCGGCCGGGAGGUUCAGUGAAUGAGAACCAGAGACCGUCAAAUUCGUAUAAUGGAGACCUGAAUGGACUGCUGGUGCCUGAUCCCAUCGUGGCCGGAGAUGGACCUUCUUUGGCUAAGCCAGUGCAUCGCAGCAUUUCUUUGGGAGCCCUGCAGGAGAAGCAAGUCAUCUGCCUUUCCGGUGAUGACAGCUCCACUUGCGUAGUGAUAUCGGCAAAAGAUGUGGAGAUAGUGGCCAGCAGUGAUUCCAGCAUCACCAGUAAGGCCAGAGGGAGUAACAAGGUGAAAAUACAGCCUGUUGCCAGAUAUGACUGGGAGCAGAAAUACUAUUAUGGCAAUCUGAUAGCUGUUUCAAACUCUUACCUGGCUUAUGCCAUUAGAGCUGCCAGUAAUGGCUCCGCUAUGGUGCGGGUGUUGAGCGUCAGCACUGCUGAGCGGACCUUGCUGAAAGGAUUCACAGGCGGUGUGGCAGACCUGGCUUUUGCUCAUCUCAACUCCAACCAGCUGGCGUGCCUGGAUGAGGCUGGCAACCUUUUUGUCUGGCGCCUGGCCAUGGAUAAAGAAAAAAUCCAAGAGGAGAUCUUGGUUAACAUCAAGCGACCUGACAACACCCCGUUGAACACCUCUAGAAGAAUCAUCUGGUGUCCUUUCAUCCCGGAUGAUAAUGAGGAGAGUGGUGAAGAGGGAAGUCAGACGUUGGCGUUGUUGCAUGAGGACAGGGCAGAGGUGUGGGAUUUGGACAUUAUCCGAACGAACAACAGCUCCUGGCCGGUGGAAGUGCCUAGCAUCAAAGAAGGCUUCAUCGUAGUGAAAGGCCACAGCACGUGCCUGAGCGAGGGAGCACUUUCUCCAGAUGGAACUGUGUUGGCCACAGCAAGCCAUGAUGGUUUUGUCAAAUUCUGGCAGAUCUAUAUUGAGGGGCAAGAUGAGCCAAGGUGUCUUCAUGAGUGGAAACCCCAUGAUGGUAGGCCUCUUUCCUGCCUGCUCUUUUGUGACAACCAUAAAAAACAAGACCCAGAAGUUCCCUUCUGGAGAUUUCUCAUCACAGGAGCAGAUCAGAACAGAGAACUGAAGAUGUGGUGCACUGUGUCCUGGACCUGUCUGCAAACUGUCCGCUUUUCUCCUGACAUCUUCAGCUCCAUGAGUAUUCUUCCCAGCCUGAAAGUCUGCCUGGACCUCUCCGCUGAAUAUCUGAUACUGAGCGAUGUGCAGAGAAAAGUCUUGUAUGUGAUGGAGCUGAUGCAGAACCAAGAGGAGGGUAAAGCUUACUUCAGCUCCAUCUCGGAGUUCCUCCUUACCCACCCAGUCCUAAGCUUUGGCAUCCAGGCAGUGAGCCGCUGUCGGUUAAGGCACACUGAAGUGCUCCCGGCCGAAGAGGAAAAUGACAACUUGAGUGUAGAAGGUGCUCAGGGAGCUGGGGCUGUUGAAUCAGCAGCAGGCGUGCUGAUAAAACUCUUCUGUGUGCACACCAAGGCCCUGCAGGAUGUGCAGAUUAGAUUCCAGCCUCUUCAUAGCCCUGACAUGAGCGCAUCCAUGCCUUCCCAUGGCUCUCAUGAAGAAUUUGCCUUUCCAGACCACAUGGCUGAUCUGAGCACAGAAGGGCUGGGAUCCGAAAAAGGAUCGGUGCAUGGCUCUCAACCAGACCUGCGGCGUAUUGCUGAUCUGCCUGUACCAGCAGACUUCCUUUCUCUCUCCAAUGAUGCCAAACCUAAGCUGAUGACUCCAGAUGCAUUCAUGACACCAAGUACAUCUCUUCAACAGGUAACCAGAGAGCAGCACUGAAGCAGCAUUGGGGCCAGCAUAUCUCCCUGCAGCAGCGUCAGUUCCCUGACUGCAGUCACAGCCAUGAGUAGCACUUCUGUCACAGAUGCCUCUAUGCCCAGGCCAUCGGAAGACUUGACUGUGAGCCCCAAGAUGCAGCUGGAUGCCAGCCUCACGCUGAGUAGCAGUAGCAGCAGUCUUCAGACUAGUCCUAGGAGCCAUUCAGUUCUUAUCCCGGGCCUGCCUGACAAGUUAACACCAAAGGCACCUGUUCCAGUCACGCCAGGAAACCCCUCUCUAGCACUGGAACUGCAGGAGGUGGAGCCCUUGGUGGUGCCCCAGGCUUCUCCCACCCGCGAGCGCUCGCCAGACGUCAUUUCCUCUGCUUCCACAGCCAUGUCCCAAGAUAUCCCAGAGAUCGCUUCCGAGACCUUGCAACGCAGCUUCGCGGCAGCUCCGUCUGGGCUCCCUGCGGAGGUGCUGGAGUCCAGUCAUCACGCAGACAGUAUGGCAUCCGCUGCCUCAGCCUUGCAUUUGCUGUCUCCAAGGAACCGGCACAAUUCAGAGCACAGCCACCACUCUUUGGACAUGCCUCCAGUGGAGGUGGACAGACUGAAUGCUCCGUCGUUACUGGAGACUGCUUUAACUCAGGAAAACGCAUCUUCUGACAGUGUUGUGAGUCAGCCGUGGCCAGCAGCUCCUGACAUAACCAGAGAAACCAGGAACAGCAUGGCAGACAGCCCAAGGGAUGAGGUUGAAGAAAAGCACAAGAGCUCUUCCUAUCAUCGACACAGCUACCACCUGCUGCAGCAUGACAGCCAGGAUGCUAGUGCAGAACAAAGUGACCAUGAUGAUGAAGUUGCAAGCUUGGCUUCUACGUCGGGUGGAUUUGGUGCCAAAGCGUCUACGCAGAGGCUGCCUGUGAAGGACUGGAGCCAAGGCAUCCCCCGGGCUUCCCCAAAGCUAAAGCGGAAGGGCAAGAAAGAUGACGGGUACGCUGGGCUUGCCAGAAUACAGGUGGCUGUGGGACCAGAUGAGCUGAUGUGCAUAUUGAGGAACCAACAGCGGGAGCUCUCUGAGCUGCGGCAGAACCAGAUGGAGCUGCUGCAGAGACUCACGGAUCACCUUGAUGCCAUUCAGAGCUCCCUUAUGGGCCACGUGGAGAGGGUGAUUGACUCCCAGCAGGAGCAGGAGCAGAGAAGACUAGACCGAGCGCUGACGGAAGGACAGCAGCGCAACGGGCAGCUCCAGGAGCAUCUGUCUCAGCAGCUCUCUCAGUCCCUUUCCACUGCUGUGUGUAACCGUCUGGAGAGGACCAUUCGCGAGGAGAUGAAGAAGACCGUACCCCAGUGCAUUUCCAAGAGCAUGGACCCUAUCACUGGCCAGCUAAGUAACACUAUUGCUGCCAAGCUCACUGCUGUUGAGGGGACGCUGAAGGAGAGUAUCACCAAGCUAGUGAAAUCAAAGAACCUUACAGAUACUGUCGUGAGGGCAACGGCCGAUACCCUGCAGGGGCCGAUCCAGUCAGCUUACAGGGAAGCAUUUCAGAGCGUUGUGUUGCCAGCCUUCGAGAAGAGCUGCCAGUCCAUGUUCCAGCAAAUCAAUGACACCUUCAAGCAGGGCACACAGGAAUAUAUCCAGCAGCUUGAGACUCACUUGAAGAACAAGAAGGUACGAGAACAGGAGGCCCGGGACCCGCUGCUGAAUCAGCUUCGACAGCUUAUCAGCACCUUCCAGAGCACCACCGAGCAGCUGGCUUCCACUGUCGCAGCCAGCGUCCACGCUGAGGUGCAGCAUCAGCUGCAUAUUAUCGUGGGCAACAUGCAGGAGUCUAUUUUGGCCCAAGUGCAGAGAGUCAUUAAAGGAGAAGUGAGCCUGGCUAUGAAGGAGCAGCAGGCAGCUGUCACCUCGAGCAUCGUCCAGGCGAUGCGCUCGGCGGCCGGGACUCCAAUCCCCUCUGCUCACUUGGAUUUCCAAUCUCAACAAACUCACAUCCUUCAGCUGCUCCAGCAGGGACACCUCAACCAAGCUUUCCAGCAGGCUCUAACAGCGGCUGAUCUCAACCUGGUUCUGUAUGUCUGUGAGACUGUGGAUACUCAGCAAGUAUUUGGACAGCAUCCGUGCCCGCUGUCCCAGCCUGUGCUGCUCUCUCUCAUUCAGCAGCUCUCCUCAGAUUUGGGUACUCGUACGGAACUGAAGUUGAAUUACUUGGAGGAAGCGGUGAUGCACCUGGACCACAGUGACCCCAUCACCCGAGACCACAUGGGGUCAGUCAUGAACCAAGUGCGACAGAAGCUCUUCCAGUUCCUCCAGGUGGAACCCCACAACACGCUGAGCAAACCUGCCCGUCGCCUCAUGAUCAUGCUCCAGGGCCUGGUCACCCCUGGCAUGACCUAGGAGGACCUGGCUACCUUGUGGGCUGCUCCACGGAAGCCCACCCAGCAGAUCCAGUAGUUACUAACCACGUAUGGCUUGUGUUAAGAGCUCUUGCCAGGAAAUCUAUCAACAUGUGUGUGAUGUCUCUAAGGCAAACGCCGCCAUCUGUGUAUAGUCCCAAAUAGUCACUGAACGCUCACUUGGCUUAUUUUUCCUAAAUAGCCUCUUUUUGAGAGAGUUAAGUCUCUUCUUCACCUGCCCAUCCGUCCCUGAGGCCUGGCUGGCAGUCCAAGUUGCAUUCAGCAGAAGCCGGUGGAUUUUUCUUACCCCUUUCGUUUGGAAUCUGCUGCCGUGAGCAGAGGAGAAGGGAGGUGCGCGCUGAGCCCUGAGCGAGGGGGCUGCCGGGGCCCCGUGCUCCUCCUUGACCAGAAACUAGUACCUGUAUCUUAGUCAAGGACUCAAACUCCUCCUCGCCGCUGGGCUGAGUAGCUGGGAGGAUAAAACCGAGCAGGGAGGGCGUUUCAUUUAACUCCAGAUCCGCGCUGCCGCCGCAGCGGGGUGCCCAGCCCUUCCUCCGUGGUGCGGGCAGGUUUGGGCAGGGGGGCUGUGCGUGCAUGCCUCUGGGGUGAGCUGUGAGGAGGUGCUCUGGGUCGGGAUGGUCGGGCAGCGGCAAGCUGCGCCAGCCCCUGGGGGCCGUCGGUUCUGUUGUGUAUCGGAGCAUGUCCAUGGUUCAGACGUUAGGUUUGAUUUUACACCAGGGUUUUUCUUUUUAUCUUAAAUUUUGAAUUUUUUUUUUUUUUGAAAUAACAUUAAGAACAAUUCAAUAAACAACUUUUUGAGGAAA
Molecule: messenger RNA, 5047 nt
Organism: Gymnogyps californianus (California condor)
Lineage: Eukaryota; Metazoa; Chordata; Aves; Accipitriformes; Cathartidae
Gene: EDC4
Product: enhancer of mRNA decapping 4
Biological process (GO): deadenylation-independent decapping of nuclear-transcribed mRNA
Cellular component (GO): P-body
Molecular function (GO): protein binding
Source: RefSeq, a predicted model, not a curated record